This is a messenger RNA of Callithrix jacchus (white-tufted-ear marmoset), 9746 nucleotides long. It is a transcript of the gene PLIN4, whose product is annotated as perilipin 4. Lineage: Eukaryota; Metazoa; Chordata; Mammalia; Primates; Cebidae. The record is from RefSeq and is a predicted model, not a curated record. Gene Ontology annotation, cellular component: plasma membrane.
AGGCUGGUCUCAAACUCCUAGGCUCAAGCCAGUCCUCCGGCCUCCGCCUCCUAAAUGCUGGGAUUACAGGAUGAGCCACAGCACCUGGCCUGAGCUAUAUAUUUUUUACUGGGAGAAGGGAUCAGGAAGGCCUCUUUGAGGAGAUGCUCUCUGAGGAAUGAUCUGGAAGGAGGUGAGGGAAGCGGGGAAGGGUGCUGGAGGCAAAGGCCACCACCCACAGGAAGCCCUGAGGCGGCAAGUGGGGGCUCAGCAGCCACAGUCACAUGUAUUUUCGAGGGACUCCUCCGUCCUGGCAUGUUGCAGGAGCUGUGAAGAGCCCCGUGGCUGGAUCAGAGUGAGGAGAGGAGAGCAGGGUGGAGAAGGGGGCAAGGCAGGUGAUACGGGGCCUAGUGCGCUGCAGGGAGGGGACUUGGGCUUCUACCCUGGGAAGGUGGGAGCUACAGAGGGUGGUAGGCAGAGGAGGGGCAGGUCCUGGCUGCAAUGUUAAUGGUCCCUUUUGUUUGUUCUCCCCACACACUGGGCUGUGGCCACCCUUUGGGAGGGGGAGGGGCACCCAGAGCUUUCCCAGCCAUCCUCAGAGAGCACCGGCUGGGAGGAGAGGCUGGGGGACAACCCCUCUUCUGUUCCCCCACUGUUUGUCAAAGACAGUGUCGGCUCCAAGGAGACAGAUGGCCUGGGAAUCAUCAGAUCCUGUGGCUGGACCCUCCCUCCUCCCAGCCUGGUGCCCAGAGUCACCCAUGGGGUGUGCCCUCCUGCCCCCAAUAGCACAGGGCUAGGAACCCUGCCUCAAGGGCAGGCAGGAGGGGGACACAGCCCAGGGUGGGCAUCAUGGCCAUUCCUCUGCCCGCCCACCCACAGUCAGGCCAGCACAUAAGUUGGCUUCAGCAUGCAGGUUCCGGGUCAGGGUUUGAACCCGGUCCUCACCAUUUACAAGCACAGGGCGCCUUCUCCAGGAAGCCUCCCUGGGUUUUCCCAAGCCCCCCAGGACGGGUUUCCAUUCCCAGGGUGCCCCCCAGCUCAGCUGUUGCUCCAUCUUGGUCUGCAUUUUGGUCCAAGUUCCUUUCGGAGAGUGAUGGGUUCCCCUCCACACUGAGGACACCCCCCGUUUCUUGCUAAGACCCCGAGACCCCGCUUCUGCCUGGGUAGUGCGAAGGCAGUGUUUGUUCAGUCCAUGACCUCAUCUCGGGCUCAUAACCACUCUGUUGCUCCAUUGAACCAAACAUGUAUUAAGCACCGAAUGUAUGCUGGGCACUAUUCAAGAUGUGGGGCAGAGGACACCAUAUGGGAACCUGGAGGGGAGCAUUUCAGGCAGAGGGAACGGCCCACGUGGAGGCCCUGAGGCAGAUCCAGGCCUGGUGUGCUGGAGGCAUGGCGAGGAGGCCCGUGUGGCUGGGAUGAAGUGAGAGGAGGAGGAACCUGGGAGAGACGAGAGUGGGGAGGAAGCUGGAUGUUAUGGGACACAGUGCAGAGUAUGAGAGGAAACUGAGGCACAAAGAUGGUACUUGGCCAGGGCAUCCUGGCAUAGCAGGGAUCUGAACUACACCCAUCUUGUGGAUGGAACUAGAGGCCAGAUGACACACAGGCAGUCCCUCGGGGGCCCAGGAAGGGAGCCCAGCUGGCCCGUGAGUCACUCAGCCUGGUACAAGUCAUGGGCAGGGAACAGGGGAAAGGUGCUGGGCCCGAGGCCCACGCUGGGUUGGGCAGGUGGCCACGUGACCACCCAGGCCGCCUCCCCCGGGCUCAUUGGCUGCCUGCCCCUGCCAGCUGGGCCUGCGCCUGCCCCAGACCCUAUAAGGCCAGGGAGCCGAGGGUAGAGCCAGCUGCCAGCUGGGCCAGUCCGUCCUCUGUAGGACCCUGAGCAGUCCAGGUGAGCGGGGCUGUAGCUGCCUCAGUGACACCAGGGUGAGGCCAGGCCUGCAGCUUCUCACGCUCUCACUAUGUCUGCUCCGGAUGAAGGGAGCCAGGGUCCCCCCAAACCCAAGGGCAAGACCCUGGGCAGCUUCUUUGGGUCCCUGCCUGGCUUCAGCUCUGCCCGGAACCUGAUGGCCAACGCACACAGCUCAGUGAGAGCCCGGUCAGCCGCGGACCCUGUGGGAGCUCCUACUGCCAAGGCUGCCCAACCACAGGCUCAAGUAGCUGCCCACCCAGAGCAGACGGCUCAAUGGACGGAGGAGCUGAAGCCUUCGGGAAAGCAGGUGGUGUCCGGGGCCAAAGACCUGGUGUGUUCCAAGAUGUCCAGGGCCAAGGACACUGUCUCCUCUGGGGUGGCCAGUGUGGUGGACGCGGCUAAGGGAGUGGUCCAGGGAGGGCUGGACACCACCCGGUCUGCACUGACAGGCACCAAGGAGGUGGUGUUCAGUGGGGUCACGGGGGCUGUGGAUGUGGCUAAGGGCGCAGUCCAAGGGGGCCUGGACACCUCGAAGGCUGUCCUCACUGGCACCAAGGACACGGUGUCUGCUGGGCUCACAGGGGCAGUGAAUGUGGCCAAAGGGACUGUCCAGACCGGGGUGGACACCUCCAAGACUGUGCUGACCGGCACCAAGGACACCGUCUGCAGUGGGGUGACCGGUGCUGUCAAUGUGGCCAAAGGGACUGUCCAAGGGGGCCUGGACAUGACACAGUCUGUCCUGACUGGCACUAAAGACGCUGUGUCCACGGGAGUCGCUGGGGCAGUGAACUUGGCCAAAGAAACCAUUCAGACCGGCGUGGACAAAAGUAAGACUGUGCUGACCGGCACCAAGGACACCGUCUGCAGUGGGGUGACUGGCGCCAUGACCAUGGCCAAAGGGGCCGUCCAGACAGGCGUGGACACCACCAAGACCGUCCUAACUGGUACCAAAGACACUGUCUGCAGUGGGGUGAGCGGUGCCAUGAACGUGGCCAAGGGGGCCGUCCAAGGGGGCCUGGACACCACCAAGUCUGUGGUCAUGGGUACGAAAGACACAGUGUCCACCGGGCUCACAGGAGCAGCAAACGUGGCCAAGGGGGCCAUGCAAACUGGACUCAAUACAACCCAAAAUAUCGCAGCAGGUACCAAGGACACCGUCUGUAGUGGGGUGACUGGUGCCGUGAACUUGGCCAAAGGGGCCGUCCAGACAGGCGUGGACACCACCAAGACCGUCCUAACCGGUACCAAGGAUACCGUCUGCAGUGGGGUGAGCGGUGCCGUGAACGUGGCCAAAGGGGCUGUCCAGACAGGCGUGGACACCACCAAGACCGUCCUAACCGGUACCAAGGACACCGUCUGCAGUGGGGUGACCGGUGCCGUGAAUGUGGCCAAAGGGGCUGUGCAAACCGGACUGAAAACGAUCCAAAAUAUCGCGACAGGUACAAAGAACACCGUUGGCAGUGGAGUGACCGGUGCCGUCAACGUGGCCAAGGCGGCCGUCCAGACGGGUGUAGACACGACCAAGACCGUGCUGACCGGCACCAAGGACACAGUGACUACUGGCCUCAUGGGGGCGGUGAAUGUCGCCAAAGGGACUGUCCAGACUGGCGUGGACACCUCCAAGAUUGUGCUGACUGGCACCAAAGAUGCUGUGUCCACUGGGCUCGCAGGGGCCGUGAAUGUGGCCAAAGGGACCGUCCGGACCGGCAUGGACACCACCAAGACUGUCUUAACCGGUACCAAGGACACUGUCUGCAGUGGGGUGAGCGGUACUGUGAACAUGGCCAAGGGGGCUGUCGAGGGGGGCCUGGACACCACCAAGUCUGUGGUCAUGGGUACGAAAGACACAGUGUCCACCGGGCUCAUGGGGGCAGCGAACGUGGCCAAGGGGGCCAUGCAAACUGGACUCAACACAACCCAAACUAUCGCAGCAGGUACCAAGGACACCGUCUGCAGUGGGGUGACCGGUGCCGUGAACGUGGCCAAAGGGGCCGUCCAGACAGGUGUAGACACAGCCAAGACCGUCCUAACCGGUACCAAGGACACCGUCUGCAGUGGGGUGACCGGUGCCGUGAACGUGGCCAAAGGGACCGUCCAGACAGGUGUAGACACAGCCAAGACCGUGCUGACCGGCACCAAGGACACAGUGACUACUGGGCUCAUGGGGGCAGUGAAUGUUGCUAAAGGGACUGUCCAGACCGGCGUGGACACCUCCAAGACCGUGCUAACUGGUACCAAAAACACGGUCUGCAGUGGGGUGACCGGUGCCAUGAACUUGGCCAAAGGAACCAUUCAUACUGGCAUGGACACCACCAAGACUGUCCUAACUGGUACCAAAGACACUGUCUGCAGUGGGGUAACCGGUGCCGUGAACAUGGCCAAGGGGGCCGUCCAGGGGGGCCUGGACACCACCAAGUCUGUGGUCCUGGGUACGAAAGACACAGUGUCCACCGGGCUCAUGGGGGCAGCAAACGUGGCCAAGGGGGUCAUGCAAACUGGACUCACCACAACCCAAACUAUCGCAGCAGGUACCAAGGACACCGUCUGUAGCGGGGUAAGUGGUGCCAUGAACGUGGCCAAAGGGGCCGUCCAGACAGGCGUGGACACCACCAAGACUGUCCUAACCGGUACCAAGGACACCGUCUGCAGUGGGGUGAGCAGUGCCGUGAAUGUGGCCAAAGGGGCUGUGCAAACCGGACUGAAAACGACCCAAAAUAUCGCGACAAGUACAAAGAACACCGUUGGCAAUGGAGUGACCGGUGCUGUCAACGUGGCCAAGGGGGCCGUCCAGACGGGUGUAGACACGACCAAGACCGUGCUGACCGGUACCAAGGACACAGUGACUACUGGCCUCAUGGGGGCGGUGAAUGUCGCCAAAGGGACUGUCCAGACUGGCGUGGACACCUCCAAGACCGUGCUGACUGGCACCAAAGAUGCUGUGUCCACUGGGCUCACAGGGGCCGUGAAUGUGGCCAAAGGGACCAUCCAGACCGGCAUGGACACCACCAAGACCAUCCUAACUGGUACCAAGGACACUGUCUGCAGUGGGGUGACCGGUGCCGUGAACAUGGCCAAGGGGGCUGUCGAGGGGGGCCUGGACACCACCAAGUCUGUGGUCAUGGGUACGAAAGACACAGUGUCCACCGGGCUCACGGGGGCAGCGAACGUGGCCAAGGGGGCCAUGCAAACUGGACUCAACACGACCCAAACUCUCGCAGCAGGUACCAAGGACACCGUCUGCAGUGGGGUGACCGGUGCCGUGAACAUGGCCAAAGGGACCGUCCAGACAGGUGUAGACACAGCCAAGACCGUGCUGACCGGCACCAAGGACACAGUGACUACUGGCCUCAUGGGGGCAGUGAAUGUUGCUAAAGGGACUGUCCAGACCGGCGUGGACACCUCCAAGACCGUGCUAACUGGUACCAAAAACACGGUCUGCAGUGGGGUGACCGGUGCCAUGAACUUGGCCAAAGGAACCAUUCAUACUGGCAUGGACACCACCAAGACCGUCCUAACUGGUACCAAAGACACUGUCUGCAGUGGGGUAACCGGUGCCGUGAACAUGGCCAAGGGGGCAGUCCAGGGGGGCCUGGACACCACCAAGUCUGUGGUCCUGGGUACGAAAGACACAGUGUCCACCGGGCUCACAGGAGCAGCAAACGUGGCCAAGGGGGCCAUGCAAACUGGACUCAAUACAACCCAAACUAUCGCAGCAGGUACCAAGGACACCGUCUGUAGUGGGGUGACCGGUGCCGUGAACGUGGCCAAAGGGGCCGUCCAGACAGGCAUGGACACCACCAAGACCGUCCUAACCGGUACCAAGGACACCGUCUGCAGUGGGGUGACCGGUGCCAUGAAUGUGGCCAAAGGGGCUGUGCAAACCGGACUGAAAACGACCCAAAAUAUCGCGACAGGUACAAAGAACACCGUUGGCAGUGGAGUGACCGGUGCCGUCAACGUGGCCAAGGGGGCCGUCCAGACGGGUGUAGACACGACCAAGACCGUGCUGACCGGCACCAAGGACACAGUGACUACUGGCCUCAUGGGGGCGGUGAAUGUCGCCAAAGGGACUGUCCAGACUGGCGUGGACACCUCCAAGACCGUGCUGACUGGCACCAAAGAUGCUGUGUCCACUGGGCUCACAGGGGCCGUGAAUGUGGCCAAAGGGACCAUCCGGACCGGCAUCGACACCACUAAGACCGUCCUAACUGGUACCAAGGACACUGUCUGCAGUGGGGUGACCGGUGCCAUGAACAUGGCCAAAGGGGCCGUCCAGACAGGUGUGGACACCACCAAGACCGUCCUAACUGGUACCAAGGACACAGUCUGCAGUGGGGUUACCGGUGCCACCAGUGUGGCCAAAGGGGCUGUCGAGGGGGCCCUGGACACAACAAAGUCUGUCCUGACUGGCACUAAAGACGCUGUGUCCACUGGGCUCACAGGGGCAGUGAACUUGGCCAAAGGGACUGUCCAGACUGGUGUGGACACCUCCAAGACUGUGGUCACGGGUACCAAGGACACCAUCUGCACUGGGGUCACUGGUGCUGUGAGCAUGGCCAAAGGGGCCAUCCAGGGGGGCCUGGACACCACCAAGACGGUGCUGACCGGAACCAAAGACGCAGUGUCCACUGGGCUCAUGGGGUCAGGGAAUGUGGUGACAGGGGCCAUCCACACUGGCCUCAGCACCUUCCAAAAUUGGCUGCCUAGUACCCAGACCACCUCCUGGGGUGGACUCACCAGUUCCAGGACCACGGACAGUGGUGGGGAGCAGACUGCCCCGAGCCCCGGAGAGGCCCAGUUCUCUGGCGUUUCCAGGCCCCCAGAUGUGCUCACAGAAGGCUUGGAGCCUGCCUGGGAAGCCACAGCCACUGCCGAGGGCCUUGCACCUGAUGUGGCCACGUUCACCCAAGGGGCCGCCCCAGGCAGGGAUGACACGGGGCCCUUGGCCACCACACACGGCCCCGAAGAAGCCCUGCACUUGGCAAUGCUGCAAGAUGAGUUGGAGGGGCUAGGUGACAUCUUCUACCCCAUGAAUGCGGAAGAGCAAGCUCAGCUGGCUGCCUCCCAGCCCGGGCCAAAGGUGCUGUCAGCCGAACAGGGGAGCUACUUUGUUCGUUUGGGUGACCUGGCUCCCAGCUUCCGCCAGCGGGCAUUUGAACACGCAGUGAGCCACCUGCAGCAUGGCCAGUUCCAAGCCAGGGACACUCUGGCCCAGCUCCACGACUGCUUCAAGCUGGCCACAGGACAUGCUGAAGCCAGGACUCUAUUCAGAAGGCCCAGCCGCCUCCGGAAGGGCAGCCGUGUUUGGACCAGGGCUCCGGUGCCAGCAUGGAGGAUGCUGCUGUCCAGGAGGUGGGUCUGGCACAGGGCUGGGGUCCCCCCACCCUGCCCGUGGGUCUCCACUCACCUUGCACCGUCCUCCCACAGGAGCAGGAUCCUGGGGCUCUGUCCAGGGUCUGCAGCCUCCUCCCGCAGCUGCACCGGGCUUACAGCGGCCUGGCCUCCAGCCUCCAGGGCCUGCCCGCCGAGCUCCAGCAGCCAGUGGGGCGGGCGAGGCACAGCCUCUGCGAGCUCUACAGCGUGGUGGCCUCGGCGGGCUCUCUAAAGGAGCUGCACGCAGAGCACCUGGGACAGAGCCUUGAGGAUGUGCAGAAGGCGUGGCAGGGGCUGGAGCAGCUACUGGAGGGUGUGCAGCACAACCCCCCACUCAGCUGGCUGGUGGGGCCCUUCGCCUUGCCCCCUGGCGGGCAGCAGCUGUAGGAGCCUGCAGGCCCCACGUUGGGCCACCCAGCUCUGCCUAGGGUGGAUCCGCCUCAGAACCUUCUCCCCAGCCCUAGACCCUCGGGGCUGCAGCUGGCUGGGCACUAAAGGGCUGUGGAGGGUCACCUGAGCUGAGCCACCCUUGCCCUGCUCCAGGCUGCCCACACCUUCCACCUCCUGUCCAGUAAUGCCAGCCCCGUUCCCAGCCUAGGAGCCCAGCGUCACUCACAGUUCCAGCCAAGAGCCUUCCCUCGGAGGCCUGGAGCGGGUACGGCAAUUAGAAAAGAGAAAGUGCGCAGAGCCUAGGAUUGCAUCCCUUUGCCCCCAGCAAUGCUUUUAUAUCUAGGGGGGCUCUUGCGGCCCCCCGCCAGCUACCAGCGGCUCGUGCACUGCUGUGGCCGCACUCUGUCCCUGCACUCAAAGCAGGUCCUCAGACCUUAGCACACCUUGAGGGUCUUAACCACAUUCCCUGGUACUAGAAGAUACUAGAAAAUGCCAAAAUGCCACCGUCAUCCCAAGGCAGGCUACUACUGUCUCUGUUGACCCCCGGUGUGGCCUCAUGACAGGGACAAAGCUGCUAGGAAACACAGCAGCCAGAAUGGGGGCUUUGCACCGGCCUGACUUGGGAUUGUGUGAUUUGCAGGGCAUGGGGGGGAUGCAAAAACCAGCAAACAGGCUGCCCCUGCCCCAAGGCUCCUGCCCCUGCCCCUGCCCAUGCCCCAAGGCUCCUGCCCCUGCCCCAAGGCUCCUGGGGAGGCUGGGCCCAGCAGCUGCCACUGGAGAACACAGACAAAGUGUUUCCCAGCCAGGACCAGCUGUGGAGGCCGUGUGCUGGUGGUGCAGCCCCUCGUCCCUGUACACUCCCCGCAGGGCUUCAGGGCAGCAUAAGCACUGGGCUGCAGAGGAAGCGGGGCCAGGGAAGCUGAGGGUAUCAGAGACACUGGCGGCGGCAGACCCACCUGCCUGGCAAGCUGCCCGACCCUGGGCUCGCCGGCUGGCACAGGCCAUGAAGGCUGGCAGGCUCGGCCCGGGUGGGGUGUGAGAAGCGCCCUGUGCUGCGCUCAGUCCCGUAGGGAGGAGCCAUUCAGCCCGGCCUCCCCAGGAAGCCGCAGCCCCACUCACCAACUCUGUAAGAGAACUCUCCCUUCUGCCCUCUGCAAAUCACGCAGUCCCAAGUCCAGGAACCCCAGACCUGGGGGGAGGCAGGAUGGCGGGACUGCUGGCCCCCAGGGGUCACUGUGCGUACCAAAGGCCAUGGCAUUCGGCUCAGCUCUGAACGGGGGAAGCUGGCACGGCAGAAACAGCCCCAAGUCCCAUGAGAGGAUCAGGAGCCGCCUUCAGCCUUCCCUCCUCAGCCUCUGACACCCAUGGCCAUGGGAGGCCAGGAUGCCGGGCACAGCUGUUUGCAGCCAUCAGGCACAGUGACUGGCGCUAACAUCCGGCCCACCAAGCCUGGAGCCAGGGCAGGGGCAGUCCCUUCCUGCCGCACCACUGCCUGAUUCUUGCUGGGACGGAGGCGACUCGGCCACUGUGAGCAGGAGCACAAACACGAGAAGCCACUGUGGAAUGAGCAACUUCGGUGCAUGGUGGGACCGGCCGUGCCCACAUGACAGCCCCUUAGGCAGAGGAAGAUUUGUCCAAAGUCACACAGCGUGAGUGACACAGCCGUGGUGAGUCGAAGCUGGCCCCCAAGGCCCACACACCCUGAACGCUGGAGACCAUGGACUCCUAGCAGUGGCUCUUAAGGAAGGCAUGGUUUCUGCCUUCUCUACCCCUGCCCUGCUCACGGUGGGGUGGGGGUGGGGGUGGGGCAGGGGGUGGGGGUGGCACAAGGCUGAGAGGCCCUGGUUUCUCCCUCUUGGCUGCUGGGAAGGGCUUGCUACCCACCCCCCACCACCACCACUGGCCUUCCGGGAUGGGGCUGGGCCGGGUGGGCCCAGAGCACCUUUCAGUUGCUUCACACGGUGGCCCGAUGGCUCAACCCAGUCCCCAAACAGGCGCAGUGAUGUUGCCAACUGCUCCCACACUUGGGCCCCUGCUGCACCAGCACUGCUAGAAAACCAAAGCCAAUAAAAAUGAUUUCUGUUUCAUUAAAAAA